This is a messenger RNA of Colletotrichum tamarilloi, 1644 nucleotides long. Its product is annotated as LPXTG-domain-containing protein. The record is from RefSeq and is a predicted model, not a curated record. Gene Ontology annotation, biological process: transmembrane transport. Lineage: Eukaryota; Fungi; Ascomycota; Sordariomycetes; Glomerellales; Glomerellaceae. The coding region runs from base 1 to 1644 and encodes 547 amino acids. Gene Ontology annotation, molecular function: transmembrane transporter activity. The transcript is spliced from 3 exons. Gene Ontology annotation, cellular component: membrane.
AUGGCAAAAGCGGACCUUGUCGAGAUGCAGCAGCAAAAGGGCGGCUACGACGCCGUCAACACGACGAGCUCUCCGGGCAACACAGACGACGGCGCCAAGAACAACCACCACCACGAGAGCGGCGCCUACCCAUACACGACCGAUGGCGGCACGGGCGACUCGACGCUCAGGCGUCUCUUCUCCUUUUGGCAGCUCUUGGCCUUUGCCCUGAUCUUCAUGUCCUCGUGGGAGGUCAUGGCGAUGGACAUGGGAGCGACGUUCUACAACGGCGGACCGCAGACGCUGGCGUGGGGUAUUGUUCUCGUCGUCGUCGGCGCCAUGGCGCAGGCGCUCUCCAUGGCUGAGCUCGCGACCAUCCAGCCCAUUGCGGGGGCGCAGUACCACUGGACGCAUUUCCUUGCGCCAGAGAAGCACCGGCGGUUCAUCACGUGGAUGCAGGGCUGGGUAACCUGGUUCGCCUGGGUUUCCGCCCUCGCGGGCUCCGCCGCCUCGGAAGCAAACAUCAUGAUCGGCCUCGUCAGCACAAACUACCCCUCGUACACCUUCCAGCCCUGGCACAUUACCAUGGUCAUCAUUGCCCAGCUCGUCGCCUGCGCCCUCAUCAACAUGUACGCCUUCCGCACCAUCCCCUGGAUGGAGCUCCUGGCGGGCGUCCUGCACGUCGUCCUCUGGCUCGUCUUCGUCGUCGUGCUGUUGACGCUCGCGCCCCGCGCCUCGGCUGAAUUUGUGUUCUUCGAGCGCACUGUUUCCUCCGGAUGGACGAAUGGCUUUGUGAGCUGGAAUAUCGGCAUGUUGGUCCCCGCGUGGGGGUUCAUUGGGUUUGAUGGUGUUGUGCACAUGGCGGAGGAGACGAAGAAGGCGAAGCAGGCUGUACCGCGCGCGAUGCUGUGGACGAUUAUACUGAACGGCGUGCUCUCGUAUGGGAUUAUCCUCGCCAUCCUGUUUGGCAUGGGCGGCGACCCGGCCACGACGGAGGCGAUUCUGAGCUCCGACUACCCCAUCAUCCCCUUACUCUUCAACGCCGCGGGUCCCGCUGCCGGCACAGCCAUGGUCGUCGGCCUCCUCGUCAUCACUUUUUGCGUCGUCGCCGCCUCGCUGGCAUCCGUGUCGCGCAUAACAUGGGCCUGGGCCCGCGACGGCGGCCUGCCGCGGUACUUUGCCAAGAUCCACCCGACGCACCGCGUGCCCAUCCGCUCCGUCUGGCUGCCGUGCGUCAUCGUCACCUGCCUGUCGCUCUUCACCGUCGGCAACAACGCGACGGCGACGGUGUUUUCGGCGUUUACCGCGCUCUCGUCGCUGGGGCUGUAUGGCUCGUACAUCAUCGCCAUUUCCUGUAUGCUCCACGCCAGGCUGACGGGGCGGAUCGGACACGGGGCCGGGUAUCAGGUGCAGUACGGCGGGUGGUCGUUGCCGAGGGGUUGGGGAACGCCUAUUAAUGUGUAUGCGCUGCUGUGGUCGAUGUAUCUGAGCGUGUGGUUGCCGUUCCCGCAGACGAUUCCGGUGACGGGGACGGAGAUGAACUAUGCGGGGCCGAUUUAUGUUGUUGUUGUGGUUGGGGCGGUGAGUUUGUGGUUUACGUGGGGGAAGAAGCAUUGGCCUGGGUUGAAUAAGAGUGCCAUUGAUAAUGUGGUGGCGUAUAAUUGA